This is a messenger RNA of Ceratosolen solmsi marchali, 3733 nucleotides long. RefSeq lists its product as uncharacterized. The coding region runs from base 28 to 3573 and encodes 1181 amino acids. Lineage: Eukaryota; Metazoa; Arthropoda; Insecta; Hymenoptera; Agaonidae. The transcript is spliced from 9 exons. The record is from RefSeq and is a predicted model, not a curated record.
GGAGGAGGAGGAGGAGGAGGAGGAGCGAUGGGCAAGAGGGGCGUCAAGCGGAAGACGCGAUGGAGGACCCUCAACAUUGGCACUCCACCGGGGGAGGAGGACGAGGAGCCCUCGGGGACAUGCAACGGCUACAUCAAGUCGGGGCACGAGCACGGAAAGGAGCGCAACGGGUACGGGUCGGGUUCGGCCUGGCUGAAAUCUCGGCAUGGAAGCGGCGGAAGUAGCGGUAGCAACGGUCAAAGCAGCGGGACCAGCGGCUACGGGAGCGGCGGCUAUCGCGCCGCUCGCCAAGAGUCCGGCAAGCUUUCGGACCAGCAGAAUGACAAGGUUACCUUCAACGAGGACGAGUACACGAGGAUCACUGCGCCCCGGCUCGACGUCCUCUUCAAGAAGAGCUACCUUCAAAACAAGUCCUGGACGAACAUGAACAGCAUGAGUGCCACGCCAUCGACCACCGGGAGCCAAUCGGCCUCGCACUCCACCGCAGAUGGCAGCGAGGGGGCGGAAGAUCAACAGCUGCUGGACAGCAUGACAACAGGAAAGUUCGAGGUUAGUUACGGGACGUACUACGAUCACAACAACGGUUACUAUUACGAUUACCCGAUGAUGCUGGUGGCGCCGGAAAUGCCCGAUCAGAUGGGUUCGAACAUUAUAACGGCGAUACCUUGUACCCCGGUACCCCUGAGGCCAAUCGAAUGGGUUAAUCCUGUUUUCGUGCCCAAGCUUGCUUCCCAGCAAUAUUGUUACGUCGAUCAUCAGGUGAGCUCGGGCCGCGAUUGUGCGGCUUUGGUCGACGGUCAGGGUGUACCGCUGGGUGCAAUGGAGCCAUCAACGGAGGCGAACGGUGUUUUGGCGAGCGAGAUUCUCGCGGACGAGCCCGAGGAUGCGGAGAAGGAGGUGGGGAAGGAGCCGGGAGAGGAGGAGGAGGCGCUCGAUCCGACUCUUAAAUCUAUCGAUGAGAUGAAUGGACUGGAGUACGCUGAGAUGCCGUACAUAGAGACGCUGCCUCCCCAGCCACUGCAUGUGGCACACAUAAUUCCCCAGCCGAUGGGCCAGCCGUACCUCUAUCCCGGGCAGUACAUGUUUGGACCACCAAUGGCCAACGUCAACGGCGUGAUGAUACAAAAUGGAUCGGUGCUGAGAUGCAGCGAUGUCGUGACGAAUUCCACGGCGGCAGCGGUUUGCGCGAACCGUAGGAGGAAGAAAAAGAAGAGAAAGCCGAAGGGUUCAUACGCUUUCGGUAAAACAGAGGAUGAAGAGGAAGACUACACUUCGGAAGAUGAGAAUGGUUUAUCAUCCCCUUGUGUUUCCUGGUCGGCGGCGGCGACGACGACGACGAACCUCAGUAACCGACCACUCAAUCCUGAAUGUCAAGAAUUUCAUCCGCGAUCCACCGAGUCGCAAUUGAGAACGGAAGACUGUAUUUCUAGAGCCUCCAAAGCAUCGAUGCUCAAUAAUCACGUGAACAACGAACCGAAAAGACUGAUCAAGGAGAAGCGGCGUGAUAACGGCUUUGUGCCCAAGGUCAACGGCACAACAAAUUACGAGAAGACCGCAACAGCGGACAAGUGUCAGUUCCAGCAGCCCCUAAACAGCGUCGAACUACCAAAGUCCCAGAGAAGCUUGCAGACUCUGGACGGCGGGGAUCCUAGUGAGUCGAAGCCCCUCUUCAACGGCGACGCGCAUCUAGGCAACUCGCGCUCGACGCCCCUCUUACCAGAGAUCAACGAGACCACCAGUCCCAUCAACGCCGAGGGACAAAGACUACCUACGAGCUACGAGUCUCUCGUUACCCGGAGCACCGAUAAUCCUAACAGCGACGGCGCUAGCCUGUCGCGACGGAAGUACGGUACCAAGGAAGCCAAAUACGUGCGUGAGUCGACUACUGCGUCCGAUCUCGACGUCUCAUCUAGCCCGAAAAACGACGAUUAUCGCCUUGAGGAUGUUCAAGCGAUGCUCAGCGCAACAACCAUUGUCGAGAUGCAGUCAAACCAUAAGGAUGACCUUGAUAUCUGUCAAACUUGGGUUAAUGAAAACUCGAACACCUUUGAAAGUCUCACCGAUGAGAAUAAUGAAAUGACGAAAUCGAAGAUGAUGGGGUCGAUAACGACAACUACAGCGGCAACAGUAAUAUCGGUUAGCCAGGAGAAUUCCGGCUUCGAUAGUCAGACGAAGAUCGACUCUUCGGUGCGACCGAUAAGUAGUGCAGUCUAUGAGUGGCUCAAGACAACCAACUCGUCCGAUCUCUUCGUUACGUCUUUGUCGGAGAGUGAUGAUAAUCUGGAUGAGGAAGAAGAGGAAGAGGAGGAAGACGUCGAUGACGACACAUCGAUGAACAACGAGCCGCCAAAAAACUUGAAAAGCAAUCCCAUACCUGCACUAUCUGUUAAUGGCUGCGCCGGUGAGCGCGAAGCCAGUCUUAAUAAAUUCGCAAAUACCAACAGCCGAUCUAAGAAUAGCGGCGAGAACACUGCCAAGGUGUUAAACAACGCUGCAUUCAAAAGGAAUAAACGCGCCAAACGUGCUAAGAGAAAACGUGCAAAUAGCUCCAAGACCAAGAUGGAUGCUCAUAAUUUCUGCGCUAAUAAUCAACAAGAUUCACUCGCUCUAGUACAAGAAAAUGCGCAAGUUUCUGUCGAUUCAUUGGAAUCUCCACCAACAAUGGCGGCUGAUGGCAUUUGCAAACUUAUUGAGAAGGAUAGCGAUGUGGGUAUGAGGAUUGCUGAAAAUUCUCGGAUAACUAUGAGAAAACUCGAGGAAGCUGGAGGACGCUGCUCGAGCAUUGAAAGACGUGAUGGAAAAGUCCAUCGAGUCCAAGAGAUCAGUUGCAAGGAUAAAUAUUUAGCGGAUGGACAACCAGUGAAGACCUUCGAAAGGGGCGAAAUCGUUGUUUCAAUGGAAGGUGAAUUGCUGCUCGUGGCGCUUGCGCCUCAAGAGGUCAGUCCAAAUGACCCGUGUCGUAAGAACGACCUCAACGGCUCAACGAGGAUGAGAAGGGACAGUGACUGUACUCCGAGGGACGAAAAGGAGCUCUCAAUCGGUAGCAUCGGUAGUAUCGAGGAGCCAGAUGUUCUCGAAUGCUGGGAGACGGAGAUUGUCGAGCCGACACCGACUCCGAAAAAAGCGCUCCUGGAAGAAUCGGCUAACGAUGAAUUAUUGGUAGCUAAUAACGGCUGCCCCGACCGCAUGGAGCACGUGCAGAGAUAUUAUCGACUUCAGGUUGAACGGAGCGAGACCAGUGCCGAGGACGAUAUUUGCGAUAAUGUAGCUUUAAACGAUAAUCCGCGUGCAUCUCAAUCGUUAACCGUGCCAAAUACUUCUGAUCAAUUGAGUUUAAGCACUAGCAGCGAGGAAGAGAUACCGAUGAUCGUACUCGGAGAAAAAAAGGAGAACUCUGCCAAUAAGAAUUCAAAGCUGCCAAUCGAGGAGGCUUUCGAAGUCUAUGAAAGCUUUUACACGGGCAAACCACUUAUUUUUGCUUCGAUGGAUUCGAAACUUGGCAAAUCGCGAUUAUUUAGUCGGGAGACAGAAGGUCCAAUACCGUGUAAAGCUGUCUGUUGCAUUAUUCAAUGACCAUCGGCGAUUAUCCAAACUGUGGCGUUUCUCCGUCUUAUCUAGCCAAGUACCAUUAAUAUUAUGAUAUUGAUUUUUAAAAUACAUUUCCAAAUCUCUUUUUAUAGUUAUUGAUUAAUUUUGAGAUUAAUGUUUUAUCGGCUUAUUUUAUCACUCACAU